AUGAACCCUCGGGACGUGAGCUUCAAUGCGCACGAACAGCUCGAGAUACUGGCCGAGAUCAUCAAGUCCAGCAAUAUCCACCCAGACGUGCUUGUCCAGUUCAUACGACAACAAGGCAUCAAUCCCGUUUGGGGCGAUGUGGCGCCUCCAAGGGGACGAACUCCCAAUCAAUGUAUCAUGUGGUUCAACAGUAUCGUGAGCCAACCUGGAUCAUUCGGGCCUGCUUCUGGUCAUAACAGAUCUCAAAGUCUUCAGGGACCCGUCCCGUCAUCUUCUCUGAAACGUCCGUUCAGCCCUGAUCAGCCUCCCUUUGCAGGUGGCCGUCUGCUUGUACCCAAGCCACCCAUGUCUACUAUUGGAACUCUGCUCAAUCGACCACCUGAGCCGCCAAAGAAGAAGCGUGGUAGACCUAGCAAUGCAGAGAAGGCCGCUAGAACUCAACAAGAAUUUGCUCAUGGACAGCUGUUACCGCCUCCCAGACAUGCACCUGCGAUCGCAAGUAGUAGUGGAUGCAAUACUACCGCACUGAGCCCGCUGUCCGUUGCGACGCAGGCUGCUCAAGUUGCCAUGUCUCCGCAGAGUCGCGAUCAACCAGUCGGUGCAGGAGGAUCCGACACUUCGUCUAGCAAGAAGAAGCGAGGUCGUCCGUCCAACAUUGAAAAGGAGACGCGUCGAUUCGAGCAAGAACACAACAAACCUCAAGAGAUUGCUCCUGGUCCGAGUCGCGUUGGUCCAUCACGAUAUCCGAACAUACUCUCUCCUGACGAGGAUCCAGUACAGAGUGGCGCUAGACGACGAGAGGGCUCACCACGAAACGAUCCAGCAACAUAUCGAUAG
This is a messenger RNA of Aureobasidium subglaciale EXF-2481, 837 nucleotides long. RefSeq lists its product as uncharacterized. The coding region runs from base 1 to 837 and encodes 278 amino acids. Lineage: Eukaryota; Fungi; Ascomycota; Dothideomycetes; Dothideales; Saccotheciaceae. The transcript has 2 exons. The record is from RefSeq and is a predicted model, not a curated record.